Molecule: messenger RNA, 981 nt
Organism: Helicoverpa zea (corn earworm)
Lineage: Eukaryota; Metazoa; Arthropoda; Insecta; Lepidoptera; Noctuidae
Product: hemicentin-2-like
Exons: 6
Coding region: 26-892 (288 amino acids)
Biological process (GO): synapse organization
Cellular component (GO): neuron projection membrane
Source: RefSeq, a predicted model, not a curated record
AGUGCGGCGCGAGUGCGGCGGCGACAUGUGCGGCGCGUCGCUGCUGCUGCUGGCGGCGCUGCCGGCGCUCGCAGGGUGGUGCGUGGAGGGCGAGGUGGUAUCAGUGGUGGCGCCGGGCGCGGCGGACGGGCCGGCCUUCGCGCCGCGGCAGCGCACCGCCGUGCUGGCGCCGGCCGGCCACGCCGCCACGCUAGAGUGCCGCGUCCUGCGGCUGCGCGACAAGUCGGUGUCGUGGGUGCGGUCGCGCGACCUGCAGAUCCUGUCGCACGCGGGCGCGGUGUUCACGGCGGACGCGCGCGUGUCGGCCACGGCGGCCGCGGCGGACGGCGCCGCCAGCCGGCACACGCUGCGCAUCGAGCGCCUGCGCGCCGCCGACGCCGGCCGCUACGAGUGCCAGAUCAACACCGAGCCCAAGAUGAGCCUCUUCUAUAACCUCACCGUCAUUGACGAGGUGGUGCCGGAGGUGGUAGUGCAGGUGGUGGGCGCGGCGCGCGUGACGGGGCGUGCGGGCGGCGCGGCCACGCUAGCGUGCGAGGCGCGCUACGAGCCCGCGCCGCGCCUGCUGCCGCUGCCGCCGCUCGACAUCCGCUGGCAGCGCGGCGACGAGCCGAUAGACUUGGAGAGCGGGCGCGGCGUGGCGCUGGACACGCAGCGCUGGGCGGCGCGCGCGCUGUCGCGGCUGACGCUGGCGCGGCUGGGCGCGCGCGACGCCGGCGCCUACACGUGCAGCGCGUCGGGCCGCGCCGCCGCGCUGCGCCUCGUGCUCGACGAGGACGAGGCGGCGGAGGCGAUGCAGCGCGACGCGGCGGCCGGCUCGGCGCCCGCCCCCCCCGAGCCCGCGCCCGCCGCGCUCCUGCCGCUGCUGGCACUGCUCGCGCUGGCGCUGCGCUGACCGGGGAGAGGCGCACUAGGGACGCUCUUACAUUCUGUAUAUUUUGAACUUUGUAAAUAUCUACUGUAAAUACAUAAUUAUGGAGAGUU